This is a messenger RNA of Aspergillus brunneoviolaceus CBS 621.78, 795 nucleotides long. RefSeq lists its product as uncharacterized. Bases 1 to 795 code for a protein of 264 amino acids. Lineage: Eukaryota; Fungi; Ascomycota; Eurotiomycetes; Eurotiales; Aspergillaceae. The transcript has 3 exons. The record is from RefSeq and is a predicted model, not a curated record.
AUGAAGUAUGAGCCAUGGGAAGUGCCCCAGCUCCACCAGCAAGCCACCGGGGCCUGGGCCAAGGAGCUCGACGAAGCCAUCGACAGCAUCGCCGACACUCUCGUCUCGAACCGAAUCAUAUUCCGACUCGGCUACGGCUUCACCUCACUUGAGCUGUGGAUCGAAUGCGGGCGGGAUCGGUUCCUGAAGGGUUUGGAGGAUUCAGACAGACUCCGCACCCCCCGCAUCCUCCCCCAACGGCCCGCCGAACUCGAGCUCUUUUUCAUCACCGCGCCCGACUCAAGGCCUCGCCCCCGGCAACAGCAGCUGGUCCUGGUCAAAUGCCACUGUGAGGGGCAGCAGCACGAGCCGCCCACGCCGUUCCAGGCCGAGGUCGCGGCGGGCGUCGCCUGCUACCACUUCUACUUCGUGCGGUGCGUCCGGUACGGGGUCCACCACCCGUGGUUCAACCUGCUGUAUGAGCGGGUGGUCCGGUACAUCCUGGCCCGGCCGGACGAGGUGCGGGCCAUCAAUGGGCGGCUGUCGUACUAUGGACGGCAGGUGUUUGUCCACGCGUGGCGGCAGGAGAAUCCGGGGGAGACUGAAUUCAUGGAGAGGAUUUUGGGGGUUCCCUCGACCAGAUCCAACAUAGAAGCCUUGGCCCAAGAAGUCCGCAAGCUGGUCGAAUCCGGCGACAAGGAGACGCGCAAAGACGUGCUGGAUAGCCUGAGUCAGUUGACGGCCUCCAUUAAGGCGCCGGACGAUACUAAGGGACAGACUUACAUCGUGUAUGCCACAGACUACAGAGUUGAUUAA